Molecule: messenger RNA, 345 nt
Organism: Pichia membranifaciens NRRL Y-2026
Lineage: Eukaryota; Fungi; Ascomycota; Pichiomycetes; Pichiales; Pichiaceae
Exons: 1
Coding region: 1-345 (114 amino acids)
Biological process (GO): protein folding
Cellular component (GO): prefoldin complex
Source: RefSeq, a predicted model, not a curated record
AUGUCAGGCCUAACACAGAUGGUGACGGAGAUGCAGGUGCAGCUGCGCACACAGCAGGGGGAGUUGCAGAAGACGCUGGCGGCGAUCGAGGCCGUGAGCCGGAGCAACUCUGUGAUCGAGGUCUCGAUGAAGGACGUGCGGACAGGCGGCCAGGAGCACGUGUGGGAGGCGGUGGGCCGGUCUUUUGUCAAGACGGGGGUGGCCGACUACGAGGCGCAGAUGAAGCGCCAGAUCCGCGAGAACAUCGACACGAUGAAUAGCCUGAACAAGAAGAAGCACUACCUCGAGACGUCCAUCAAGAACACGGUCGACUCUCUCAAGAAGGUUGUUGCCAGCAAGGCGUGA